Messenger RNA from Morone saxatilis (striped sea-bass), 1711 nucleotides. Its product is annotated as protocadherin alpha-3-like. NCBI's taxonomy places the organism in Eukaryota, Metazoa, Chordata, Actinopteri, Moronidae. The transcript has a single exon. The record is from RefSeq and is a predicted model, not a curated record. Gene Ontology annotation, molecular function: calcium ion binding. Gene Ontology annotation, cellular component: plasma membrane. Gene Ontology annotation, biological process: homophilic cell-cell adhesion. The annotation marks the transcript as partial.
CACGAAACUAGCUCUGUACAAUUCCUAGGGCUGUCUUGGUGAUGGAGCGCAGUUUUCAAAGGAAUAAGGCUUAUUAUUAUUUUUCAACCAUACCUUCAUAAAUCCGGGAUUUGUUUUUUAAUACAUAAUGGAACAAAGCGGCCGACAGGCGUGGAUAGAGCGAUGGAGAUGCAUCGCCUACAUGGUGGCUUUGGUAACGUUUUGGACCGAAGCCUCAGCUCAGAUCAGAUAUUCCAUCUCCGAAGAGGUGAAAGAAGGAAGUGUUGUUGGAAAUAUCGCGAAAGACUUAGGAAUUGACAAGGCUACGCUGAAAAGUAGAGAGUAUCGCAUUGUUGGCAGUUCAACGGAACCCCUUUUUCGUUUGAAUCAGGACGACGGUAUGCUGUAUGUCAGUAGGAAAGUGGACAGAGAAGAGAUCUGUGAACGAAGCAACGCAUGUGUAAUCAACCUUAAAACAGUGCUAGAAAAUCCGCUGGAAAUCCAUUACGUGGCCGUAGAGGUGCUGGAUGUAAACGACCACUCCCCCGUCUUUCCAGAGAAAGAGAAACGACUGGAGGUGUUUGAAUCCACAUUACCGGGAGCCAGGUUCCAGCUCCAACCUGCGCGCGACCCCGAUGGCGGUCAGUUUACUGUUCAGCAGUAUAGACUAAGCCACAACGAUCACUUUCGUUUGGAAGUUAAGGAGAGAGGCGAAGACCGCAAGAUGCCCUUUCUGAUUUUACAGAAGCAGUUAGACAGAGAGGCGAUGAGAGAGCACAAGCUAACGCUUACAGCUAUUGAUGGUGGGAGGCCGGCGAGGUCUGGAACAAUAGAAAUACUAAUUGAGGUGCUUGAUGUUAAUGACAAUUCGCCGGUUUUUACAAAAGAUGCAUAUUCGGCUAUUCUAAAUGAAAACUCGGUCCCUGGCACGUUAGUUAUUCAGGUUAAUGCCACUGAUUUGGAUGAGGGUGCAAACAGCGAAAUUGUUUACUCAUUUGGAAAAGAAAUGGAUAUACAUUUGCAAACAAUAUUUAACAUAGACCCGAUAACAGGCGAAAUUAAAGUGACAGGUGUAAUUGAUUUUGAAGAAAAUGAAAGUUAUGAAAUUGAUAUACAAGCUUCAGAUAAGGGCACUAUACCUUUUUCAACAGACAAAACUGUAUUAAUAAAGGUAAUUGACCUUAACGAUAAUGCUCCAGAGAUUGAAGUUACAUCCUUUUCCAAAUCAGUUCCGGAGGAUUCUAGAGUUGGAACAACAGUAGCUUUGAUCAGCGUCAAUGAUUUAGAUUCAGGCCCUAAUGGGAAGGUUUCUUGCUUUAUAAGUGAGGACGUUCCUUUCACUAUAUCUCCAUCCUUGCAAGAUAAUAUGUACGCCAUAGUGACCAAAUCACAACUGGACAGAGAAGAAAAGUCUUUUUAUGAACUUACAGUUGUUGCAAAGGACGCUGGUCAACCACCAUUAUCAUCUGAAAAGACAAUAAGUGUGGUGGUAUCGGAUGUGAAUGAUAACAGUCCACAGUUUUCACUGAGCCCAUAUACGUUCUAUAUUACUGAAAAUAAUGACCUAGUAUCACCAGUAUUUUCUGUUAGGGCAUCUGACCUUGAUGAUGGUGAUAAUGCUCAUAUUUCAUAUCACAUUCUAAGAGACAACAAUGGACAUAGUAUUGGUCUUUUUUUAAAUAUUAACUCUGAAAAUGGAGAUAUAUUGGCACUAAAAAGUUUUGAUUUUGAA